Molecule: messenger RNA, 898 nt
Organism: Paramecium tetraurelia
Lineage: Eukaryota; Ciliophora; Oligohymenophorea; Peniculida; Parameciidae
Exons: 5
Molecular function (GO): RNA helicase activity; nucleic acid binding; ATP binding
Source: RefSeq, a predicted model, not a curated record
AUAAAAAGGACAUUGUCUUAAAAUAAUUAUGGAUCAAACAACACAAGAUUUACAAGAAAAUUGGAAUGAGCAAGUCGAAACAUUCGAAGAUUUAACUUUGAGCAAAGAUCUACUAAGAGGCAUCUUCUCUUAUGGUUUCGAAAGACCAUCAGCCAUCUAACAAAAAGCCAUCAAACCAAUCAUUAUAGGAAAGGAUGUCUUGGCACAAGCAUAAUCAGGAACUGGAAAAACUGGUACAUUCACCAUUGGUGCUCUACAGAGAAUCGACCCAAACCAAAGAAAGACUCAAGUCAUCAUUCUAGCUCCAGUUAGAGAGUUGGCAAAGCAAAUUUAUGAUGUGGUUAAAGGAAUUGGUCAAUACUUGAACAUCGAAGCCUUCUGUUGCAUUGGUGGUACCUCAACCUAGGAGACCAGAGAAAAAUGCAAAUAAGGAGUGCACAUCAUUAUCGCUACUCCAGGUAGAUUGAUCGAUAUGAUGAAAAACAAAUAUUUGGAUGCCACAUUUAUGAGAUUGCUUGUUGUAGAUGAAGCUGAUUAAAUGUUAGACUAAGGUUUUAGUGAUAACUUUCGCAGAAAUCCUAAAAAUGGGUUCCAGGAGAUAUUUAAAUUGCUUUAUUUAGUGCUACAUUCCCCUAAGAAAUUAUUGAAUUGAGUAAAUAAUUCCUCAGAGAAGGAACAGCUAAGAUUUUGGUUAAGAAGGAAUAAUUGACAUUGGAAGGUAUUAGAUAAUUCUACAUUGCAAUCCAACAAGAGGAUUAAAAAUUCAGAGUUUUGGUUGAAUUGUAUAAGAAUCUUACAGUUUCUUAAUCAAUCUUAUUCUGCAACUCCAAAAAAACCGUUGAUGAUUUGCAUGAUAAAUUGACCGCUGAAGGAUUUACUGUCAGUAAAAUCCACAGUC